This is a messenger RNA of Sorex fumeus (smoky shrew), 3946 nucleotides long. It is a transcript of the gene CDH5, whose product is annotated as cadherin 5. NCBI's taxonomy places the organism in Eukaryota, Metazoa, Chordata, Mammalia, Eulipotyphla, Soricidae. The record is from RefSeq and is a predicted model, not a curated record. The transcript is spliced from 12 exons. Gene Ontology annotation, biological process: vasculature development; regulation of establishment of cell polarity; multicellular organism development. Bases 91 to 2427 code for a protein of 778 amino acids. Gene Ontology annotation, cellular component: plasma membrane; adherens junction; catenin complex. Gene Ontology annotation, molecular function: calcium ion binding; cadherin binding.
CCUCCAGGCAGAGGCCCGGCGUCCACUGCUCCCCACCCUCCUGCUUCCCACGGAAGAUUCCAGAAGCCACAGAUCUGUGCCUCCCAGAAGAUGCAGUUGCUCCUCCUGCUGCUCAUGGCAGGGGGCGCCUGCCUGAGCUUGCUGGCUGCAGUUACAGCAGGGGGCAGCUCCACCAAUCUGGACACCCCCAGCCUGGAGCCCAUCCACCGGCGCCAGAAGCGAGAUUGGAUUUGGAACCAGAUGCACAUUGACGAAGAGAAGAACUCCUCCCUGCCCCAUUACGUGGGCAAGAUCAAGUCAAGUGUGAAUCGCAAGAAUGCCAAGUAUGUGCUCAGGGGUGAGGCCGCUGACAAGGUCUUCAAGGUGGAUGCGAACACAGGCGACGUGUAUGCCUUUGAGAGGUUGGACCGAGAGAAAGUGUCUGAGUACCACCUCACCGCCCUGAUAGUGGACAAGGACACCAACAAGAACCUAGAGUCACCCUCCAGUUUCACCAUCAAGGUUCACGACAUCAACGACAACUGGCCAGUGUUCACACGCCAAGUGUUCAAUGCCUCGGUGCCCGAGAUGUCAGCUGUGGGGACCUCAGUGAUCCGUGUGACCGCAACGGACGCCGAUGAUCCCACGGUGGGGGAUCAUGCGUCCGUCAUGUACCAGGUUCUCAAAGGAGAAGAAUACUUUGCCAUCGACAACAGCGGACUCAUUUUCACGACCACCAAAAACUUGGACCGAGAGGAGAAGGCCCGAUACGAGGUGGUGGUGGAAGCCCGGGAUGCCCACGGUCUCCGGGGGGAGUCGGGCACGGCCACCGUGGUGAUCACAUUGAAGGACAUCAAUGACAACUUCCCCAUCUUCACCCAGAGCAAGUACACCUUCACCGUGCCCGAAGACAUCCGUGUGGGCAGCUCCCUAGGCUCCCUGUUCGUGGAGGACCCCGACGAACCCCAGAACCGGAUGACCAAGUAUAGCAUCGUGCAGGGCGAGUACAGGGACACCUUCACCAUCGAGACAGACUCCAGCCGCAACGAGGGCAUCAUCAAGCCCAUGAAGCCCCUGGACUAUGAGCGCAUCCGACAGUACAGCUUCACCAUCGAGGCCACGGACCCCACCAUCAACCUCCGCUACCUCAGCAGCAACCCCACCAAAAACAUCGCCCGCGUCAUCAUCAGCGUCACCGACGUGGACGAGCCCCCCGUCUUCCAGCAGCCCUUCUACCACUUUCAGCUUCCGGAGAACAAGAAGAAGCCUCUGGUGGGCUCUGUGCUGGCCGUAGACCCCGAUGCUGCGCAGCUGAACAUUGGAUACUCCAUCCGCAAGAACAGUGACAAGGGCCAGUUCUUCCGAAUAAGCAAGCAAGGGAACAUUUACAAUGAGAAAGAACUGGACAGAGAAAUGUACCCUUGGUACAACCUGACUGUGGAGGCCAAAGAACUGGAUUCCCGUGGGACCCCCACAGGCAAAGAAUCCAUUGUGCAGGUCCAUAUUGAAGUUUUGGAUGAGAACGACAAUGCCCCUGAGUUUGCCCAGCCCUAUGAGCCCAAAGUGUGCGAGAACUCCGAGAGAGGCAAGCUGGUGGUGCGGAUCUCAGCUAUCGAUAAAGACAUUACCCCACGGGAUGUGAAGUUCCGGUUCUCCCUGAGCACUGAGGACAGCAACUUCACCCUCACAGAUAACCGCGAUAACACAGCCAAUAUCACCGUCAAGUAUGGGCAGUUUGACCGCGAGCGAACCAAGGUCCACUUGCUGCCCGUGGUCAUCUCAGACAACGGGCGACCGAGCCUCACAGGCACCAGCACGCUGGCUGUGGCUGUGUGCAAGUGCAAUGAGUACGGCGAGUUCACCUUCUGCGAAGGGCCGGCGGCCCAGGUGGGCGUCAGCAUCCAGGCACUGGUGGCCAUCUUCCUCUGCAUCCUCACCAUCACAGUGAUCACCCUCCUCAUCUUCCUGCGCCGCCGGCUCCGGAAGCAGGCCCGCGCGCACGGCAAGGGCGUGCCCGAGAUCCACGAGCAGCUGGUCACCUACGACGAGGAGGGCGGUGGCGAGAUGGACACCAACAGCUACGACGUGUCGGUGCUCACCUCGGUGCGUCACAACGGGGGUGGCGGGGCCGUGGGGGCAGCCAAGCCCCCCCGGGCGGCGCUGUACGCCCAGGUGCAGAAGCCACCGAGGCACGUUCCCGGGGAGAUGGCCGCGAUGAUCGAGGUGAAGAAGGACGAGGCGGACCACGACGGCGGGGGCCCGCCCUACGACACGCUGCACAUCUACGGCUACGAGGGCUCCGAGUCCAUUGCAGAGUCGCUCAGCUCGCUGGGCACCGACUCAUCCGACUCGGACAUUGAUUACGACUUCCUCAACGACUGGGGCCCCCGCUUCAAGAUGCUGGCUGAGCUCUACGGCUCAGACACCCGGGAGGAGCUGGGGUUUUAAGGGGGGGCUGCCCGCCUCCAGGCCCGGACACCCGAACCACAGCGGUUCAGGCUGGUCGGACACCACGUGAUGAACCCUGGCAGGGUAGAGCACUGAAAUCCCAGUCAAAUCCGGCACCCCUUCCUCGUGGGUCUCAGUGACCUCACCAGCGUGGGGAGCCAAUGCAAGUUUCUCAAAGGGUCCUGGAACCCAUUUCAGGGAUGUGGACCCUCACUACUGGACAAGCCAAGCUAGAGAUCUGUCUCAGCAUGGACUGCCACCUAACCCCAUGUCUAACUUAAAGGCUUCCUCUGGCUUCUCAGAGCAGCUCACUGACCACUAUCCAAAUGUCCAUGGCCUAUCCUGCUGGAGGGGAAGGUCCCGGUGGCAUGACCUGGGGCAGGAACUGCAGCUCAGACCCAGGGGGAAUGAACCACCCAUCACCCAUCUCUGUAUUGCUUCACCUUCUCAUACACACCCCAAGCCUCCCACCAGCCGCAUCCUAGCCUGCCCAGAGCAGGAAGGGCCCAUGGGCAGUUCCCCACCAUAGCCCCACGGUCCCCUCAGUCCCCUCAAGCCUGCCAGGGAAGCAAAGCUGCAUUGCAUGGUGACAGUUCGUCCAACACCAUGCACAGCAUGAUGACAAGGCUGGUUGAUUUUUUUAAGCAACUGUGAAUUCCUGCUGAAGGGGACAGCAGAGACCGAGUGUGACAGAUCUGAGGAUGAGGGCUCGGAGCUGUGACCCCGAUCUCCUCAUCACCAACACCCCUCCAGUUUUUCCUGGGAAGUGAGGCAGCUGUUUCCAGAACUUUCUCUGCCUUACCAGAUCACUCACUCAUGUUUUCCUUUCUCUUCUCCAUCUGGGGGGUGACUCCCCAACCCCCAUCUGUCUACUCAUGGCUUGACUUUAGAGGCCCCCAGAAUACCUCCCACCACCACUCAGCACAGGGUCCAAACCCGGACAUACUGCACAACAGAGCCGAACCAUUUGCCUUCACACCUCGUUGUUGCCCCAUCUCAGGGAACCCCAUAAGGGGCCCGUCCCUCCACACACCCUACAGGAGGCGAAGCCCCAGCUGGCUCAUGCCCUGUGCUCAUCACCUCCCACUUCCAGCCACGCCUGGAAUCUUCCACUAUAAACUCACCCUGGGGAAGAGACCCCUGCAGCGGCAGGGGGCAAGGAAGGGAGGCCAAGCUGGAACUCACCCCCUGAGGGGCCUCUACACUGGCCAAGACCCCUCCUGAGUCAGGGGAAUGUAGAUAAUACUGAUCAUUGUUGUUUUAACCAAUAGUUUUUCACAUUUUUUUAAACUAAUAAUACUUACAUGUUUCUAGCUUUCACCAACAUAUAGAAUAAGGGGUUUGCACAAUAAGCUGGUUGCUAGUUAGGUUAACCAUUAAUUCAGGGUUUUUAGGUAAACAGAUUGCUGUAACUUUUUAUGUUCUAUCAUUGUAGUAUUCAUUCUGGAAAUGACUAUUGGUGUGUGGGGUAUACUGUAUUAUUUUUUUUUUACCUAAAUAAAGUCUUGAGGUUCCUUCA